AACAAACAACGGCUUGAACUCUUUCACCAACCCAUUGUUGCUCCGUUUUCACCCUCUAACAGGAGAAUUCUUGAAUAUUGUGGUUAACCGCUACGUGCUUGUUGUUUUUAAUUUGCAAGCGCCGUGCUCAAUCGUGUUUUACACUUGUGGUUGAUCUACUGAAGAAAUUGGCAGAAGGUGCAACGUAAACAAUGUCUGUUGAUGACGAAGAACCAAAGAUGAACCUUUCAGACGAGGGAUCUGAAGGAGAAGGCGAUGAUUUGAGACCAGAGGCCUACGACUCUUCGGAGGAAGAGGAGGAUGACGAUGAAGAAGAGAUCCAGAAGAUCCGUGAAGGGUUUAUCGUUGACGAUGAGGACGACGAGGUUUCAACGCAGAAACGUAGAAAGAAACAUAAGCGCCGCCAUCAGGAGAAAGAGAUUAAGGAACAGGACGACGGCUUGUUAGAUGAGGAUGACUUGGACCUGCUGAUGGAGAACACAGGCACUGCAAGGGAUAAGUCUACAAGUAAGUUCAAACGUUUGAAAAAGGCUACACCAGAAGAACAGCCUGAGAGAUUGAAAGACUUGAACGAUUUCUUUUCGGAAGAUGAGGAUAUUGGUAUGGAAGAUGAACCUUCAACAUCACGUAAAAGAGAUACAAACCGAGUUAUGGAUGAAUUCGACGAUUUCAUCGAGGAUGACGAGUUCUCAGAUAUGGAUGAAGACGCCCGUGCAGCUGCUCGUGAAAGACGCCAACAGGAGAGACUUAAACCUUUGGAGAUUACAGGUAUUGACUCUGAAAAAAUUGACGAACUGUACGAUAUCUUUGGUGAUGGUGAAGAUUAUGCAUGGGCCUUGGAAGGCGAAGAGGAAGAAGGUGAAUUCAAAGAAGAUGAAGCCAGACCUCAACUUCAAGAUAUUUAUGAACCUGAAGAAUUGAAGGCAAGAAUGUUGACGGAUAACGAUAAGGUUAUUCGGGAUACUGAUAUUCCAGAACGUUUCCAGAUGCUUCGUAAGGGUAUCAAGAAUUACGAAUUGGAAGACGCCGAUUUCGAAUACGAAAAAGAGUGGAUUGCACACAGACUAAAAAUUGAAACUCUCUACGGUUCGAAUGACACAGUGGAUGAAGAAGCCUUCAAACGGGCUGUAGGUGAUGUACUGACCUUUGUAACCAAAAACAAUCUCGAGGUUCCAUUCAUCUACUCUCAUCGUCGUGAUCAUCUGUUGAAAACAACCAUUACUGGUGAAGGUGAUCAUGCAGAAACAGUUGUUGUAUCUCUGCUCGGUGAGAACGAUCUGUGGAGAAUUGUCCAGAUGGAUAUUGAAUUUCACGCUUUAAUUGAAAAAAGAGACCAAAUGAACAUACUCAUUUCCAAACUGGAAUUGAAUGAUGAAGCAGUAUCAGAGGCUGUUGGCGAAGCACGUUCAGUUACUGACUUACAAGACAUCCAUGACUACAUCUCAUUCAAGUACAGUGCUCAACUGAAGGAUUUGGGAUUGAAGAAGAGCCAUCACAAGUCAAACAUUUACGAUAAGAUUAGAAAAGAUAACUUGUACGAGAUUAUUAAGAGUAUUGGUAUUACAUCUUCAGAGUACGCUGAAAAUAUCACUGCAGAGACCAGGUUCUUCAACACAAAGGAUUCAGAGAAAACACCAACGGAACUUGCAGAGACGAUAUGCUCUGAACCAGACUCUCUGUUCUUAAAAGCUUCUCAGGCAUUAGAAGUAACGAAACGUUUCUUUGCUGAGGAAUUGUUCACGAACUUGAAGGUCAGACGUUACUUUAGAAAUCUCAUGUCUGAAUUAUCCACAAUCAAUAUUGAGCUUACAGAACAAGGACGUUUGAAAAUCGAUAAGAACAGUCCGUACGCAGAUUUCAAGUACGCUAUUAACCGUACUCAUGAUUCUAUGUAUUCCCAACCUGAUCUUUUCCUCAGAAUGUUAGAAGCUGAGUCGAUGAACUUGGUUAAGAUCAACUUGACAAUCCCUGGUCAGAGUGGUCUCUUUGAGUCCGUCUUCAAUUUACUAGCAUCCGAUGGUCAAUCUGAUUUGGCGAACGAAUGGAACAACUAUCGUCGUUCUGCAUUAGAGAUUGCUUUCAAAAAGUUGAUUCCGUUGGUGGCUCUAAACGUGAAGGAAGAUAUACGCCGUGAAUGUGAGCGUUUGUUGUUCUUUGAAAUCCGUGGUGUUUUCUUGAAGAAAAUUGACUGUGCACCAUUCCAUGCGCCAGGUACAGAAAUUGGUACGGUUCCAAAAGUUUUUGCUUUAACUCCAGGUAAUGGUAAGUUUGGGUCUGAUGCUGUUGUUGCAGCAUGUUUGGAUAAGUUUGGUAAGGUUGUACAAACUUUCAAGUUUAACGAAAAUCCACGUAUCUCUCCAGACAGAUUAAGAGCGGGAGAAACAGCCUUUGAAGCGGUAUUUGUUGAAGCAAUUAGAGAAACACAACCAGACGUUAUUGCGAUCAAUGGAUUCAACGUCAACACAAGUAAAUUGUACAAGAUCAUCCAGGGUAUCAUCAGCAGUUAUGGGUUGAAGAGUGGAGAGACCCAACACAGUUUGGAAAUAAUCUAUGCCAACGAUGAAGUUGCCAUGAGAUAUCAAAAUUCUCCAAGAUCAACUGCCGAGUUCCCAGAUAAACCAACUUUGGUUAGAUAUGCUAUUGGGCUUGCACGUUAUGUUCAAUCACCACUUUUGGAAUAUCUAAACUUGGGUGACGAAGUCACUGCAUUGUCAAUUCACAAACAUCAAAGUUUAUUACCUGAGGAGAGAUUUAAAAACGCUCUAGAUACUGCAUUUGUGGAUAUUGUCAAUAUGGUUGGUGUCGAUAUUAAUAAGUGUGUUUCUGACUCAUACUUGGCAUCUUCUUUGCCGUUUAUUGCUGGUCUUGGUGAUCGUAAAGCAUUUGGCCUGUUGAGGGCUGUACAACAGAAUCCCCUUUUCAGUCGUCAAGCUUUAAUCACGAACGAAAACAUUCGUAUCGGUACAACUAUCUUCUUGAACUGUGCCUCAUUCUUACGUAUUCCGCAAUCUAAGAGCCGUGCUCUCAGAUCUGAAGAUGAAGUUGAAGCCGUUACAGUUCUUGAUGAAACAAGAAUACAUCCAGAGGAUUAUGCUCUUGCUGAGAAGAUGGCUGCAGAUGCUCUUGAUCUUGAUGAAGAUCAAAUUGAGGAGCUGAAAGAUGCACCAGUUGGUGAAACUAUUAUUGAUCGCCUGAUGAAUGCGCCAGAGGGCACUUCAUUGUUGCAGAGUUUAGUGUUGGAGGAUUAUUCUAGACAACUGGAGGAAACUUAUCAUAAAAAGAAGAGAGCCACAUUGCAAAUGAUAUCCGAAGAAUUACAGGAUCCAUAUGCUGAAAUCAGGGGAAGCUUCAAAUUGAUGACCUCCGAACAGGUAUUUGAAUCACUUACUGGUGAAUCUGCCAGCUCGCUUCACCGUGGUGUUGUCAUUCCAAUGCUCGUUAUGCGCGUAAACGACUAUCGUGUGACUGGUAUGACACCAAGUUCUAUAGAUCUUAGUGCCAAUGCUGAUUUCGCUAGGGCUCCUCGUGAUAGACGUCGUCUAGCCGAGAUCUACCAACAGGGACAAACGAUCCCAGCUUCCAUCCAAACAAUUGACUAUGAAAACUUCACCGCUGAGGUUAGUCUCUUAGAUAGAGACGUUAAGAGCUCCAUUGAACAGUUGAAAUUUGACAAAUCACCACAAAUCUGGGACGUUGUCAAAGAGGAAGCAGAUGACAAUAUCGAAAAGCGUAAACAGGAAGUUGCACAGAAGGGUACAAGGGUCAUCAAGCAUCCUCUGUUUCAUAACUUCAAUUCGGACCAAGCUCAAAACUUCCUUGCACCAAAGCUUCGUGGUGCUGCUGUUAUUCGUCCAUCUUCUAAAGGAUUUGACCACAUUGCCAUAACUUGGAAAGUUGAUAACAAUCUGUACCAGCACAUUGAUGUUGUUGAACAUGGAAAGGAGAAUGACUAUUCAAUUGGUAAAUACUUGACCAUUGACAAGCACCGUUAUACUGAUCUUGACGAAAUUCUCGAAACCUACGUUGGUGAGAUUGUCAAACGUAUCAACGAGAUGGUUGACAACGACAAGUUCCGUUCUGGUACGAAAGAUGAAGUUGUCGAAUGGAUCGAGAACUAUUCCAAGGCAAAUCCAAAGCGUGGUGUUUAUGCAUUCGCCUUCAACCAUAAGAGACCUGGCUGGUUCCUGUUAUUGUUCAAGACGGGACCUCAAAGCCAAAUCUACACCUGGAAUGUCAAGGCUGUUCCUGAAGGUUAUGAGCUGAAUACAUAUCCUUAUCCAAACGUCCAGGCGCUGUGCAAUGGUUUCAAGACACUGUUGAAGAACAGAAGCACACAGCCAAGCCACUACUGAAAAUAAGAAACUGAAAAGAAUUUGAAUAAAAAAGAAGAAUCUCUGUUAUGUUAUAUGUUAUAUUACUGUUGGUGAUUGAUUGUAUAAGGCCAAAGAGAGCUCUAUGCCAGCUCCUCCAAGUCUUGUUGAGACUUUGCAGAUCUCUUCUGGAACUCCUU
This is a messenger RNA of Williopsis jadinii, 4510 nucleotides long. RefSeq names its product chromatin-remodeling histone chaperone SPT6 (gene SPT6). Gene Ontology annotation, biological process: transcription elongation-coupled chromatin remodeling; transcription elongation by RNA polymerase II; positive regulation of transcription elongation by RNA polymerase II. Gene Ontology annotation, molecular function: nucleosome binding; DNA binding; histone binding. The record is from RefSeq and is a predicted model, not a curated record. The transcript has a single exon. The coding region runs from base 192 to 4352 and encodes 1386 amino acids. NCBI's taxonomy places the organism in Eukaryota, Fungi, Ascomycota, Saccharomycetes, Phaffomycetales, Wickerhamomycetaceae. Gene Ontology annotation, cellular component: transcription elongation factor complex.